Molecule: messenger RNA, 3262 nt
Organism: Cyprinodon variegatus (sheepshead minnow)
Lineage: Eukaryota; Metazoa; Chordata; Actinopteri; Cyprinodontiformes; Cyprinodontidae
Gene: xpo7
Product: exportin 7
Exons: 27
Coding region: 44-3247 (1067 amino acids)
Biological process (GO): protein export from nucleus
Cellular component (GO): cytoplasm; nuclear pore
Molecular function (GO): nuclear export signal receptor activity; small GTPase binding
Source: RefSeq, a predicted model, not a curated record
CUGGGUUCCCUUACAUUUCAAUAAGCGGAGGAGUGAGAGGUGCAUGAAAUGGAGAAAAAUGGCGGAUCAUGUGCAGGGCCUUGCCCAGCUGGAGAUCCUGUGUAAGCAGCUGUAUGAGACCACCGACACCGCCGUGCGACACCAGGCAGAGAAAGCUCUGGUGGAGUUCACCAACAGCCCCGACUGUCUCAGUAAAUGUCAGCUGCUGCUGGAGAGAGGCAGCUCCUCGUACUCCCAGCUGCUCGCCGCCACUUGUUUAUCUAAACUGGUUUCUCGGACCAGCAACCCUCUACCCCUAGAGCAACGCAUUGAUAUUCGGAACUAUGUGCUGAACUACCUGGCUACGCGGCCGAAGCUGGCAGCGUUUGUGACUCAGGCUCUGAUCCAGCUGUACGCCCGCAUCACCAAACUGGGUUGGUUCGACUGUCAGAAAGACGACUAUGUCUUCAGGAACGUCAUCGCCGACGUGACGCGGUUUCUCCAGGACAGCGUGGAGCACUGCAUUAUAGGCGUCACCAUUCUGUCCCAGCUGACAAACGAGAUAAAUCAGGCCGACACGACGCAUCCACUGACCAAACAUAGGAAGAUCGCUUCAUCGUUUAGAGACUCGUCGCUCUUCGACAUCUUCACGCUUUCCUGCAACCUCCUCAAACAGGCUUCAGGAAAGAACCUGAACCUGAAUGAUGAGUCGCAGCACGGCCUGCUGAUGCAGCUCCUCAAGCUCAGCUACAAUUGCCUCAACUUUGACUUCAUAGGAACUUCCACAGACGAGUCAUCAGAUGACCUUUGCACUGUACAGAUUCCAACGUCCUGGAGAUCAGCGUUCCUUGAUUCCUCCACCCUGCAGCUGUUUUUCAACUUGUAUCAUUCCCUCCCUCCAUCUCUGUCCCCGCUGGUGCUGUCCUGUUUGGUUCAGAUUGCCUCCGUCCGGAGGUCUCUCUUCAACAACGCAGAGCGGGCCAAGUUCCUCUCGCACCUAGUGGACGGCGUGAAGAGGAUACUGGCCAACCCUCAGUGUUUGCCAGAUCCCAACAACUACCACGAGUUCUGCCGCCUGCUGGCGAGGCUGAAGAGCAACUACCAGCUGGGCGAGCUGGUCAAAGUGGAGAAUUACCCGGAGGUGAUCCGUCUCAUCGCCAACUUCACCGUCACCAGCCUGCAGCACUGGGAGUUUGCCCCCAACAGCGUCCACUACCUGCUGAGUCUGUGGCAGCGCCUGGCAGCGUCUGUCCCCUACGUCAAAGCCACCGAGCCGCACCUGCUGGAGACCUACACCCCAGAGGUGACCAAGGCCUACAUCACGUCCCGGCUCGAGUCGGUCCACGUCAUCCUCAGAGACGGCUUAGAGGACCCGCUGGACGAUGCCGGACUGGUCCAGCAGCAGUUGGACCAGUUAUCCACCAUCGGCAGGUGUGAGUAUGAGAAGACGUGCGCUCUGCUGGUGCAGCUCUUUGACCAAGCGGCGCAGACGUACCAGGAGCUCCUUCAGUCCACCAACUCCAGCGCAGCUGAUGUCACGGUCCAGGAGGGUCGCCUGACGUGGCUGGUUUACAUCAUCGGGGCGGUGAUCGGAGGACGGGUGUCGUUCGCAAGUACAGACGAGCAGGACGCCAUGGAUGGGGAGCUGGUCUGCAGGGUUCUGCAGUUGAUGAACCUGACAGACUCGCGGCUCGCUCAGGCGGGCAACGAGAGACUGGAGCUGGCUAUGCUCAGCUUCUUCGAGCAGUUCCGCAAGAUCUACAUCGGCGACCAGGUGCAGAAAUCCUCAAAGCUUUAUCGAAGAUUAUCAGAAGUUCUGGGGUUAAACGACGAGACGAUGGUCCUCAGUGUCUUUAUAGGCAAGAUAAUCACCAACUUGAAGUACUGGGGUCAGUGUGAACCAAUCACCUCCAAAACACUCCAGCUGCUCAAUGACCUCUCCUUAGGAUACAGCAGUGUGAGGAAGCUGGUGAAGCUCAGCGCGGUUCAGUUCAUGCUGAACAACCACACGAGCGAGCAUUUCUCUUUCCUGGGGGUGAACAACCAGUCCAACCUGAGCGAUAUGAGGUGUCGGACCACCUUCUACACAGCGCUGGGCCGCCUGCUCAUGGUUGACCUUGGAGAAGAUGAGGACCAAUUUGAACAGUUCAUGCUGCCUCUGACAGCGGCGUUUGAAGCUGUGGCUCAGAUGCUGAGUACCAACACAUUCAACGAGCAGGAAGCCAAGAGGACUUUGGUUGGCUUGGUCCGAGACCUCAGAGGCAUCGCGUUCGCCUUCAAUGCAAAGACAAGUUUCAUGAUGCUGUUCGACUGGAUAUAUCCGGCAUACAUGCCCAUCCUGCAGCGGGCCAUCGAGCUGUGGUACCAUGACCCGGCCUGUACCACACCGGUCCUCAAACUCAUGGCAGAACUGGUUCACAACAGAUCUCAGAGGCUCCAGUUUGAUGUGUCGUCUCCCAAUGGAAUCCUGUUGUUCAGAGAAACCAGCAAGAUGAUCACCACAUACGGGAACCGGAUCCUGACUCUGGGAGAGGUCCCCAAGGACCAGGUGUACGGCGUGAAGCUGAAGGGCGUCAGCGUGUGCUUCGCCAUGCUGAAGGCGGUGCUCAGCGGAAACUAUGUCAACUUCGGGGUCUUUCGUCUCUAUGGCGACGACGCUCUGGACAACGCCUUGCAGACAUUCAUCAAACUGCUGCUCUCAAUCCCUCACAGUGACUUACUGGACUACCCAAAGCUCAGCCAGUCCUUUUACUCUCUGCUGGAGGUGCUGACUCAGGAUCACAUGAACUUCAUCUCCAGUUUAGAGCCUCACGUGGUCAUGUACAUUCUGUCAUCGAUAUCGGAAGGCCUGACGGCGCUCGAUACGAUGGUGUGCACUGGCUGCUGCUCCAGUUUGGACCACAUAGUCACCUACCUGUUCAAGCAGCUGUCCCGCUCCACCAAGAAGAGGCCCACUCCCAUGGCAACAGAUGACCGCUUCCUGCACAUCAUGCAGCAGCACCCGGAGAUGAUCCAGCAGAUGCUCUCCACUGUACUCAACAUUAUCAUCUUUGAGGACUGCAGGAAUCAGUGGUCCAUGUCCCGGCCGCUGCUCGGCCUCAUUCUGCUAAACGAGAAGUAUUUUGCUGACCUGAGAAACAGCAUCGUGAGCAGCCAGCCUCCUGAGAAGCAGCAGGCCAUGCACUUAUGUUUCGAGAACCUGAUGGAGGGGAUAGAGAGAAACCUUCUAACCAAGAAUCGAGACAGGUGGGUGCUGCCGCCUGUGUGAGUUUAAAGGAAUAGU